Acanthisitta chloris (rifleman) is the source of this 1034-nucleotide messenger RNA. RefSeq names its product transmembrane protein 116 (gene TMEM116). The annotation marks the transcript as partial. Gene Ontology annotation, cellular component: plasma membrane. Lineage: Eukaryota; Metazoa; Chordata; Aves; Passeriformes; Acanthisittidae. Gene Ontology annotation, molecular function: G protein-coupled receptor activity. The transcript is spliced from 9 exons. Gene Ontology annotation, biological process: adenylate cyclase-activating G protein-coupled receptor signaling pathway. The record is from RefSeq and is a predicted model, not a curated record.
AGAACUCGGUCCUGUUCCAACCUGUGCUUUGUUUUCUCAGCGUUAUAGGUUCCAGCUCGAUUAUUGCCUAUGCCAUCUUCCAAAAUGCAGUGAGGUCCCCUGAGGUGAGGCCACUUUUCUACCUGAGCCUCUCUGACCUAUUGCUGGGCAUGUGCUGGUUGGCAGGGGCACUGCUCUACAGCUCACCCACCUCCAAGCAGGACCUCAUCUGCUACAACCUGCAGGCCACGGGACAAAUAUUCUAUGUGGCCUCUUUUCUCUACACUGUUAACUACACCUGGCACCUGUACAUGGACCUGAAGGUGAAGUACAAUCAGAACCUGUUCAGGAUGCCUCCCCAGGUUGUGGAUUAUGCAAGUUGCAUUGGCCGAGCAGCAACAAUCCUGUCAAGCCUGAUCCCUUUCCUGCUCAUGGUGCCUGUGUUCUGCCUGGGCAACAGCAGCAGCUGCUACCAGAACUUCAGCCAGAAGCAUGGCUGUCUGCUGAUGCACACGGAAUUGGCUGUGCCCCCCAACGAGCCGCAGACCCUCAGCGGCUCCGUGUGCCGCGCCAUGCACUUCUACGGCAUCGGCAUCUUCCUCAUCUCCUUCCUCGUCAGCUUCCUGGCCAUUCUGGUUAUACUGAGCCAGGCCCGAGGGCUGUACAAGAGGUUUGUGAACUCCACAGGGUUCCUGGGGGAUCAGCAAUGGGCCAUGAUUAAGAUGGUGGAACAACGAGUGGUUUUCUACCCCAUCGUGUUCUUCUGCUGCUGGGCCCCAGCUGUUCUCCUUGGAGUGCUGAAGUUGACUCUUUCAACCACCAGCAAAAUCUACAUGGCUCUGCUGAUCCUGCAGGCCCUGACAGCAGCAUCCCAGGGGCUGCUGAACUGUGUGGUGUAUGGCUGGACACAGCACGCGUUCCUCUCGCUGAAGCGUGGCGCCUGCCGCGACGUGGACACCCAGACCCCUCUGCUGCGCUCCCAGAAGAGGUUCUAUGCCAGCACCCUCCCUGCCAGCCCCCCCGAGGCCCAGGGCUCCACCUCCACCCUGCUCUGA